GUGCUCCUGUAUCUCCCGCCUCGUCUCGUCGCAGCACAGUAAACUCACACACUUCACUACACUUCACCUUUAACUCAAUACAAUGUCUGGCCGUGGAAAAGGUGGAAAGGGUCUCGGAAAGGGUGGUGCUAAGCGUCAUCGCAAGAUUCUUCGUGACAACAUUCAGGGCAUAACAAAGCCUGCUAUCCGUCGUCUUGCCCGUCGUGGCGGUGUCAAGCGUAUCUCUGGUCUUAUCUACGAGGAGACCCGCGGUGUCCUAAAGAUCUUCCUUGAAAAUGUCAUCCGUGACUCGGUAACAUACACUGAGCACGCAAAGCGGAAAACUGUUACCGCCCUUGAUGUGGUCUACGCUCUGAAGCGCUCAGGGCGUACUCUGUAUGGUUUCGGUGCAUAGAUAUUU
Suillus clintonianus is the source of this 400-nucleotide messenger RNA. Its product is annotated as histone-fold-containing protein. The record is from RefSeq and is a predicted model, not a curated record. Gene Ontology annotation, molecular function: DNA binding; structural constituent of chromatin; protein heterodimerization activity. The transcript is spliced from 4 exons. Gene Ontology annotation, biological process: nucleosome assembly. Bases 83 to 394 code for a protein of 103 amino acids. Lineage: Eukaryota; Fungi; Basidiomycota; Agaricomycetes; Boletales; Suillaceae. Gene Ontology annotation, cellular component: nucleosome.